Messenger RNA from Diplodia corticola, 3189 nucleotides. Its product is annotated as sodium calcium exchanger protein. Gene Ontology annotation, biological process: transmembrane transport; intracellular calcium ion homeostasis; monoatomic cation transport. The transcript is spliced from 2 exons. Gene Ontology annotation, molecular function: monoatomic cation transmembrane transporter activity. The record is from RefSeq and is a predicted model, not a curated record. Bases 1 to 3189 code for a protein of 1062 amino acids. Gene Ontology annotation, cellular component: membrane. NCBI's taxonomy places the organism in Eukaryota, Fungi, Ascomycota, Dothideomycetes, Botryosphaeriales, Botryosphaeriaceae.
AUGGCAGAUAACCGCUCCUCCGCGCUGCGCCGCUCCGCCCUGCCGCAGCCCGCACCUCUCCGGCACAGGCCCGCCUUCUCUGCCCGCCCAUUCUUUAUCACCGUCCUAUUGGUCUGCGCUAUCGCUGCCGCCAGCUUGGUCCUGCAUGCCCCCGAACCCGCUGCCGUGCACGAUGCCCCGGGCCUGCUGCGUCGCGGCGUUUCCACCGAGGACCAAGAGUGUCGCCUAGUGUACCAUGCGCCCGACAAGUGCGCCUUCGUACGCGCCAAUUGCUCGGACGAGGAGGCUGGAAUUUUCUCGUACCUGCAGCUGUACUACUGCCGCCUGUCCCACGCAAAGCCCGUCGGCUUCGCCAUCCUGGUCGCAUGGCUCGCCCUGCUCUUCUCCACCAUCGGCAUCGCCGCCAGUGACUUUUUCUGCGUCAACCUCAGCACCAUAUCGAGCCUCCUCGGCAUGAGCGAGAGCAUGGCCGGCGUCACCUUCCUGGCCUUUGGUAACGGUAGUCCCGACGUCUUCUCCACUUUUGCCGCCAUGAAAACAAACAGUGGAAGCCUAGCUGUAGGCGAGUUGAUGGGUGCCGCUGGCUUCAUCACAGCUGUCGUCGCUGGCUCAAUGGCUAUCGUCCGGCCCUUCAAGGUCGACCGCCGGAGCUUCGUCCGCGAUGUCUUCUUCUUCAUCGUGGCCGCCGCCUUCAGCAUGGUAUUCCUAAUCGACGGGAAGCUCUCCUUGUGGGAAUGCGCUACCAUGGUGGGCUUCUACAUCGCCUAUGUCAUAUUUGUAAUAUGGUGGCAUUGGUGGCAUGGCCGACGCCAGCGAAGGAGAUUCGUCGAAGCCACGGCAAGAGGCCAAUACGUCACCCCCGGCGGGGAGGAGGCCGAGGUCUUCGAGCCGUAUCGCGACGAUGAAGAUGCCAGCUUGGACGACCGGCCUCAACGCCACUCCCGCAACACAUCCUUUGACGACUUGCGCAUGCUGGAACAGGGCAACGAAUACGACGAUGAACCGGGCUUCGAGAAUGCCGACGAGGAAGUGCGUGAGAGAUGGCUUGGAGAGCUCAAUCGAAACAUGCGCUUGAGUCGACCACGACUCGGAGAGCGUCGUCUCACCAGACCCCCGCCUAUUCGUCCCAGCUUGGUCGGCGCGCUAGAGUUUCGCGCGGUGCUUACCUCCCUGAAAAGGUCCAGGAACAUCCAGUCCAUGCCCAUCAACUUGCGACGCUAUUCAGACGACCCGACAUUCACGACCGCACAACAACAGGACUACCUGUCUUCUGUUUCCGACCCUGCUGCGAGACCGCCGUACGAAGUGGAGCCUGAGGGACAUGAGGGCACGUCUCCAAUAGUCAUCCGACCGAACCAGGACGUGCGUGCUGCAGUCGGACCUCGCAUUCGAGCCGUAUCAGUAAACGAUGCCGAUACGUUAAAGCUAGACCAAGGCGCUUGGAAGCGACAUCUCCAGCAGCAGCAAGACCUCUUGGGCCCAUUGGAAGAGGACAACAAUAGUCUCAAGGUCCCGCCCAACAAUUCCAGGAGGACGUCUGACGCUUCGAGUCGAGUCACUCGCUCCCCCGCAAUUGAGUUUUCUCCUUCCUCUUUCCAAGACGCCCCGCCGGUCCCCCAUCAUCGCAGAUCCCUCUCUCCAGACCACCUUGCUCCUCCAGAUCAAGUUUUGGCGCCUAUUCCGCAAUCCGGUCCUCGGGUAUCAGGUACAUCAUCGACGGCUGUGAGCCCAAAGCAUCUCCCCAAGUUGAAUAUCCCGAAAACUGGUCCAGCAAACUCAGAUAUCUCACCAUUCCCUGCAUAUCGAGACUAUUCUUGGUCAAUUCAAAGCGGCUCUCGGCCUGGUAGUAUACGCCUGGUAUCUCCAAGCGCAUCACCAGUGUCCUUGUUUCCCAACGAGCACUUUCCUGAGAUCGAGGAAGAAGAGGAGAAGCCCCCAGCAUGGUGGCCAAGCAAAUUCUUGCCUACCCCACAGAGAAUCACGUCGAAGCUAUUCCCUACGUUGUGCAAGUUCAGCGAGAAAAACAUCUGGGGGAAGUUACUUGGAAUCGUCGCGGCACCAAGUGUUUUCCUACUCACAAUUACCCUUCCUGUGGUUGAGGCUGACACGGAGAAUGAGGACACUAUGGCUGAGUUGAAUCUCCCAAGCCCAGUGGUCAGGACGCCUCACAGUGGCCGUCCCUCCGCUCCGAGCACGAUCACGGUCAUUGGCCCCGAUGAUGAUCCUCCUGCUCAGGACGGCCAUACCCGUACAGACUCGUCGGACACUCACGGACUCUCUGGCCAUGGCAACACGGCUGCAGUUGCUGCAGCCCAUGAGACUCAACAUAGAGUUGCUUACCACGAUCGCUCCCCGAUGGUGAUCAUAUCGCCUUCUGUGGGACCUAUGCAUCACUCUCCAGAACAGCUUCCGCAGCGCCCGGGGACAGCCAGCUCUGCUUCCGGACCCAAGCAAUGGGAUCGCUGGCUUGUCAUACUGCAGGCAUUCACGGCACCAUUAUUUGUCGUUGUGGUCAUGUGGGCAAAUGUUGACCUAGGCGACCCCCGAGCCCUCAUCCGGCCCGUUCUCAUCAGCCUUGCCUGCAGUCUCGGUGCUCUCUUCCUCCUUCUGUCCACCACUACUCCCGAUCGGGCCCCGAAAUGGCGCGUGAUGCUCUCUUUCGCCGGCUUCGUUGUCGCCAUCGCUUGGAUCAGCACAAUCGCCAACGAGGUCGUCGGCGUCCUCAAAGCCCUCGGCGCCAUUCUCAACAUCAGCGACGCCAUCCUCGGCCUUACUAUCUUCGCCGUCGGAAACUCGCUCGGAGACCUCGUCGCCGAUAUCACGGUCGCCCGCCUAGGCUUCCCCGUCAUGGCUCUCUCGGCAUGCUUCGGCGGGCCUAUGUUGAAUAUCCUGCUCGGUAUCGGCUUGGGCGGCUGCUACAUGACAAUCAAGCACGCCGAGAGCAAGCACGAUAAGCAUCCAGAUCGCCCCAUCCACUUCAAACCAUACCACCUAGACAUUAGUAGUUCGCUCAUCGUGAGCGGUGCGACGCUGCUGGUCACGCUUCUCGGCUUGUUGGUUAUGGUGCCGUUGAGAAAAUGGCGCAUGGAUCGCGUCGUGGGGUGCACUUUGGUGACUGUUUGGGUGGUGAGCACGAUCGGGAACGUGGCAGCAGAGCUCCUUGGGUGGGGAGACGAUGAUAUUAACUGA